GACAGGAGAGAGGAUCGCGGACCUCUGUUUCUUUUCUACUUUCCUUAGUUCAUUCUUCUUCUUUUUUUCAUUACAUCUUACUUUUCCGUGCACUCUUUGUUUGUUUAAUUGUUUGGACAUUCCCCCCGGCAGUUUUACUCUUCGGGGGAGGCUUAUUUUAGUUCUUUUUCAUGUUUUCUCGGACGGAUUUAAUGGCGACGGACGCGGGAAAUGGCACAUUGACGACGGAAAUGGAUCACGGACAUAAAACAAGUCAAGAUGUAACGGAAAAAGAAGUGAAUGAGUGGGAAAUAGUUGAAACAAAAGAACAGAGAGUUAGAAGAAAGAGUUUGAAAAAAAAAGUAGCAAAGAGAGCACGGGAACAGCUGAUUCGACAGUGGCAGCGUCGGCGAGAGGAGAGAGAGAAGAGAGAGAGCGGCGAGCAGCACUGACAGCUGCAACGGGCAGAGGACGGAGGAGCGAGAUCGGAGGAGCGGUGAGGGAGAGCGAAGAGGGAGAUCGGACCAGGCCAGGACUCCAUGGAGCUCCGAGAGCGGCGGCGGAGAGAGAGAGAGAAAGCAGCAGCGGCGGUUGAGCGAGAGGCGUGCGGCGGAGCGGGGAGGGAGAAAGAGAAAGCGAUGGGAACAGCGGGAGAAAAACAGCAGCAGCACCAGCAUCAACAACAGAGAGAAAAUGCGAGGCAGGUGGCGGGAGUUAAAUAUGAUCGGGAAUUAACCGUGAGUCUCGAGGUCAUCGGGCAGGACGAGGUCCCGGUGCUUGAGCUAAUGAGAUGCAUCAGGGCUCUGUGUGGUGGACUGAUAGCCUGCAGAGCGUCCGGUGCCAGAAGCUUUGAAAUCACAAUGUCACAUGAGAAGGGGAAGGAGCGACUCCUUGAUGGCUUCAAAAUAGAAAUAUUAUGGCAGUCGACUGGAGUCCUCAGGUGAUUUGCAAACAAGUGCUGCCUCCUGCAGUUUGCACUGCUGCCCAGUGCCAAGAAGUGUCACAGAUGCACUGAGCCUGGUUCACCCGGAGAUGACCAAAAGAUUCUUCGGUUGUGGUCUUCCAUUCCCAGCGAAACUUGAUGGCUGCAGGGUGCUGGACCUUGGCAGCGGCUCUGGCAGAGACUGUUUUGCCUUUAGUAAACUUGUUGGACCAAAGGGACAUGUGACAGGGAUUGAUAUGACAGAGGAGCUGAUUACUGUAUCUCGUCAGUAUACUGAGUAUCAUCAGAAGAAGUUUGGCUAUAAGGAGCCUAAUGUCACCUUUGUCCAGGGGUACAUGGAGAAUCUUGGUGAAGCUGGCAUACAGAGUGACUCAAUGGAUGUUGUGCUAUCCAACUGUGUAAUCUGUUUGUGUCCUGAUAAAAGAACAGUGCUACAGCAAGCCUACAACAUGCUAAAGGAGGGAGGUGAAAUGUACUUCAGUGACAUGUAUGCCAGCAAAGUUGUCCCUGACCACAUGAAGCAAGAUACAGUCUUAUGGGGUGAAGGAAUGGGUGGUUCUCUGUUCUGGCAAGACCUUAUUUCUUUGGCCCACAGUGUUGGUUUCAGCACUCCACAUCUUGUUUCAGCAAGCCGCAUUGCUGUCCACAACAGUGAACUCAAAGCAAAAGCAGGUGACAUCAGCUAUGCUUCAGGCACUUACCGGCUCUUUAAGCUGCCCAAACGUCCUGUCAUGUCUGAGGCAACAGUGACCUAUAAAGGAACUCUGGCAGAUUUCCCAGAUCAGCUGGACUUUGAUUCAUCACACUGUUUCAAGGUUAAUGUUUACUUUUGUGCUAUGCAGAAAGAUGUUGCAGUGGAGGUAAGUGGAGAAAUGGCAGAAAUCAUCCGGAGUUCCCGUUUCUUCUCUGAUUUCAAAAUUCAGAUGUUGGAUAAACCAGACUCCAGCUCAGAGUCACCACCACAGUACUGCCGCCUCAGUCCAUUUCUGUUGGCUGACAAACUGGGAUCGUCUGUAAAAAAAUGCUCCAAAACAAGCAAAUAAAGACGCAGCCGAAUACAGAGGAAACUGUUCUGAAGACUGAGGACAACUGCAAAAAUAAAAUAAAUAAAUCAUUUUUUAUUUAAAGGUUCACUACAGGCUAAAUAUUUUUUAUGUGCAAGCCAUCGCAUAUUGUAGUGAUGUAAUUAAGGAAAGUUUUUUUCAGAUAAUGGUUUGGUUAAUGGACAUGGUUUAUAAAUACGUUCAUCGCUGUGGUAAUAUAAUAGUAGUGUUAAUGAUGUCACAAUAAAAUGACUUAAUUAACAAAGUAAUUAUACUUUCUCAUAUUUUGAACUCAUUGAGUAAUUCCACUUGAGUAAAGUAAACAUGUUAAAUAAAAAGUUUUUCAUUUCCCAACUUGGA
Seriola aureovittata is the source of this 2325-nucleotide messenger RNA. RefSeq lists its product as uncharacterized. The record is from RefSeq and is a predicted model, not a curated record. Gene Ontology annotation, molecular function: arsenite methyltransferase activity. The transcript is spliced from 10 exons. NCBI's taxonomy places the organism in Eukaryota, Metazoa, Chordata, Actinopteri, Carangiformes, Carangidae. Gene Ontology annotation, biological process: toxin metabolic process; arsonoacetate metabolic process. Gene Ontology annotation, cellular component: cytosol. The coding region runs from base 1012 to 1965 and encodes 317 amino acids.